This is a messenger RNA of Acanthochromis polyacanthus (spiny chromis), 1584 nucleotides long. RefSeq names its product dynein light chain Tctex-type 2B (gene dynlt2b). The transcript is spliced from 5 exons. Lineage: Eukaryota; Metazoa; Chordata; Actinopteri; Pomacentridae. Bases 105 to 467 code for a protein of 120 amino acids. Gene Ontology annotation, biological process: microtubule-based movement. Gene Ontology annotation, molecular function: dynein intermediate chain binding. Gene Ontology annotation, cellular component: cytoplasmic dynein complex; cytoplasm. The record is from RefSeq and is a predicted model, not a curated record.
AGACGUCGCUAUGGUAACGGAUUCAACCUCCGCUAAGUGUAGCUUGUUAGCAACCGUCAGUCUCUUUUAUUUGCUCUUUGUUGGAGUUAGUUUACACACAAGCCAUGGAGAGCUCAAAUACAUACCUCAUACGACCUAAUCAUCAGCACAAGUUUAAGCCGGCAAUUGUGAAGGAGUGUGUUCGUGAAAUUGUGAGGGAGCGACUGUCUGGGUUGCGGUACGACCCGGAGGAAGUCCCAGAGCUCUCCCGUUCGCUGGCAGACUGCAUUAAAGACAAAGUAAAGAAUGCUGGAUUUGAUAGAUAUAAGCUUGUCGUGCAGGUGGUCAUUGGAGAACAGCGGGGACAGGGAGUCAAGAUGUCUUGCAGGUGUUUGUGGGAUGCUGACACAGACAGCUGUGCAGAAGAUGUUUUCAUUAAUGACAGCUUGUUCUGUGUGGUAGCAGUUUUUGGAAUCUACUACUACUGAGGAAACAGAUGACAGGAAGUUCUUCCAGAUGAAGACCCGGCUCACGGUCAGCAAUUCAGCUCCAAGGUUUUCUGAACUAAUAUUGUAUGUAAUUACUGCAUCUUGAGGUCACCACACAUACCACCAGUAGAGAAGUGAUGGAUUCCACUGCUGAUGUAAUGAGGGACCUACCUGGGAUUUUCUGGCAAGAGGAUUUCUAAAGACUGACGCUGCUUUUGUAGCAAAUUUUGACAGUUUCAAGUCAUGAAAUGUCACUGAAUCAGUCCUCAGGGAUGGAAGUAAGGAGUUACAAUUACUCUGGCUGUUGUAUUGAAGUGAAUAUUUUUGUAUUCCUAGUUUUUGAGUAUUUUUUAAAACCGGUAAUUCUAUUUCAGCUUAACUGUGCUUAUUUUGAGGGUGAUUUAUCCCACUACAAUGUAGGGCACCUUAGUUACAGAGUAAAAAACAAAUAAAGAAAAAGAAAGGAACUAUGUGUUGGGAAAGGACAUUACAGAGAAACACUAUGAUUCUACUUCAUUGAAUGCUAUGUUUGAUCUCAGAUCUGAUAGAGAUUGUGCUGUGUAGGAAUAUAAAUGGAAAAUAAGUUUAAUAUAACUUUUUGCUUUGUAAGUGGUUAAGUCCACCUAAAGGAGCUAAAGUAAUUAAUUUUUUACUGUUACCAUUUCUAUUCUGAAUUUAACAUGAUACAGCGACCCACUAGCCUGGCAGUCAGUUGAAAUUCUAUUAUAAUGAUGCUUUUAUUGGAUAACAUAUCUGCCACAGAAUAAAAAAGGAAAUAGGUCACUUUUACACACAAAAAAAAAUCACUUUAUUUUAUAUAAUUUGUUUUCUAUUUGUCUUUUUACACAAAUAAUAUUACUUUUCUGUAGUACAAUUUUACCAUUGUAAUUACUUUUACUUGAGUAAAACAAUUUAGCACUUUCUUCACCUCAGCCUCAAAGUUGUUGAAAAGCCUUUUGUAUGUGUGAUAGUCUAAAUAUUUGUGAGAUGACGGCAGCUGACUUUCAUCUGUGGAAAUGUCAACUUUCUCUCUUUUUCUUAGGUUGUACAAGAUAAAAUAAAUCGCACAAAGUCACAACUUUGAACAGGCAGCAGAAUAAAAAUAUCCCUGCAGAUA